Alligator sinensis (Chinese alligator) is the source of this 1756-nucleotide messenger RNA. Its product is annotated as SLAM family member 9-like. NCBI's taxonomy places the organism in Eukaryota, Metazoa, Chordata, Crocodylia, Alligatoridae. Gene Ontology annotation, cellular component: external side of plasma membrane. The transcript is spliced from 5 exons. The record is from RefSeq and is a predicted model, not a curated record. The coding region runs from base 593 to 1315 and encodes 240 amino acids. Gene Ontology annotation, biological process: T cell activation.
GCGAAGAUGAUACUGUCUAUCCUAAGGGCCAUCUUUUAGGGGAAAGUGUUCACUUAGCAAGGUACCUCGUUCAUGGCUGGGUAAUGCCUUGAGCUGUCUCUUCUAACCCGCUCCAUAGAGCACAACUUGUCUCUCCUCAUAGCUCUCCACCUUGACCACACCUAACCCUAGGACCUGGAGGAGUUGGCAGCACCUUGCUCCUUCACCUCAACCCUGAAAACAGCUGCUGGAGACAGGACAUAGGGCUGUUUGGACUUCGGGUUGGAGCCUGAGUUCCUGUGGCCUUCAUCUAGAAAGAAGACAGAGGGGGCCUAGCAGCAACCGUAUCUAGUACAAGGGCCACGCUGGGAAUAGACCGGUGGCCCCCAAGCCUGGCUGAAGGCCACCCUACACUGGAGCUCUGACAUCCCCCACCCACGCCAGCCGGCACCCCAGAGCCUCGCCCCAGAUUUGCUACCAGCAACUGAAGAAGGAAGUCACAAGAUAUUGCUUGUUGCUCGUUAUCACUUUGUGCAGAGUCGCUCCCAGCGACUGACCUUAUCAGAGCAUCCUGCCUCUGCCUCUGCCCCACUCUUCAGCCAGCCACAGCAGGAUGGAUGCCCGGAAGUCCAGUCUCCUCAGCUUCCUCCUGCUUGCAGCUCUGGGAUGUGCCGUAGUGGUCUCACACACUCCGGAAAUCAGCAGGCUCCAGGGCAAGGAGGUUACAUUCUCCGUGGAGGUGGGAGACAGCUCCAAGUUUGACUACCUCAUCUGGACUCUGCACGGCCAGCCAGUGGUCCUCAAGCAGCGGGGAGAGCCUACCCUCGUGCUGCUGCCAGCAUUGGCAGGCAGAGUGACCCUUCAGGAGCCCAGUGGCAGCUUGCAGAUCCGCAACCUGUUACUGGCAGACAGUGGCCUGUACGUGGCAGCCACACAGAAGGGGUCAGAGCGCAAGCGACUCCGGCAGUUUUGCCUGCUCGUCUUUGACAUCAUGGGCAAUGUAAUCUCCUGGUCCAACGGGAGCUGCAGCUUGGACCUGACCUGCCGGGUGGCACGAGGCCAGGACCGCGACAUUACCUACAGUUGGAGACCUGCAAAGGUGGGCAGAGGUCCCUCCAGCCAGGGUCCCAAACUCUCCCUCUACCUGGACCCCUCGAACAAGAGCCUAUCCUACAAUUGCACGGUGCAGGACACCAGCAACUCCAGCUCCCUCAGCAUCGAACCCUACCAGUUCUGCCACAGCAGCGUAGAGACAGCAGCCCACUCCAUGGCCAGUGUGAUGCUCUCCUGCCUGCUGAAGGCCUUUGUCCUGGCGAUGGUGGUGGCCCUGCAAUGACUGUGCCCCACUACAAACACCAGGAGUGAGCUGCACCCAGGAGGGAUGGAUGGAUGGACCGGGAGGAAGUUCCCAGCCCAGCUGCUGCUUGGCUCAGCUCGUGUCUCGUCCUGGCAUCAUCUUGGCUGAAUGCGCCUCUAUCCUGCAGGGCUGCUGCUGCUUUGGGAAGCCUCUGUAUUCUCCCACCUCCCAUGGGAGCUUCCCCUCCAUCCCAUUGGGGUUUAACCCAGUUAUACCCACAGGGGAACAGACCCCUGACCCCGACCCAAAAUGCAUUGCCCAACUUCUUCCUCUUUAUGAAACCCAUGACCCUGUCUUCUCCUGCUACCCUACAUGGGGGUAACCCUGCCCUUCCCCUUGCAUAGAUACAGACCUCACCCAGAGCCCCCUUAACACCAGCUUUGCAUCUCCUCAUGCCUACAACUCUCUCAAUAAACCAGG